Messenger RNA from Trichoderma harzianum CBS 226.95, 1723 nucleotides. RefSeq lists its product as hypothetical. The record is from RefSeq and is a predicted model, not a curated record. The coding region runs from base 363 to 1475 and encodes 370 amino acids. The transcript has 3 exons. NCBI's taxonomy places the organism in Eukaryota, Fungi, Ascomycota, Sordariomycetes, Hypocreales, Hypocreaceae.
CUAAUUGUCUAGUCGCUGCCUCGGGACCCUCUCAUUUGUCUUGCGAUUUUGCUUGCCCCUCCCCCACCCAAAAUAAGUCGAGAAACCGGCACAAAAAAAGUACAUGUAAAUGCUCUGAUAAUUCGCUGGAGCGUGGAGGGAGCGGAAAUGGAGCCGGUGGUGGCGGGCCUUUGGGGGCGAGGAUCAAGGACGACGUUUUCCCUUUUCUUAGCGACAGCCCCCUCGUACGACCCGAAGGAUCAAGAUCGAUCCUUUUCUUCCGCAUCUUAUUUUUUUCUUGCCAUCUUGAUCACUUGCCCAGGCAUUCCUCUGGUCAGCAGCUGACAUCUGCCGUAUCAUCGCUCGUAUCGUAUCGUCUCAACAUGGCGCCCCUGGCUCAGGCUGUGACUGUGUCUCUCAAGGACCUGCAGAAUGGAGACGUCUCCUUUGAGACUCUGCAGCAGGCCUUUGGCCCUGACUCCCUCGGUAUCCUAGUGGUCAAGGACGUUCCACAAGAGUUCGCCCAGCUGCGCCAUGUCGCCCUAUCAUAUGGAUCCUAUUUGGGAAACUUGCCCAAAGAGGAACUGGACAAGUUGGAAAACGCCAAAGCAAAGUAUCUCACCGGCUGGUCGCUGGGCAAGGAGACUCUCAAGAAUGGCCAGGCCGACACCUUCAAGGGGUCCUACUACGCCAACUGUGCCUUUUACGUGAACCCCAGCCUGGAAUGUGCUGAGCCCACGGCCGAGUUCUCACCGGAGACGUUUCCAGAGUACCUGUCGCCAAACGUCUGGCCCGCCGAGAACGUGCUUCCCGGCAUGAAGCCGGCAGUGACGACUCUCUGCCGCCUCAUCAUCGACGUUGCCGUGCUGGUGGCGCGCGCUUGUGACCGCUUUGCCGAGCAGGAGAUCCAGGGGUACCCCAAGGGCUACCUGGAGCACGUCGUCAGCACGUCCAACACCACCAAGGCGAGGCUGCUGCACUACUUCCCCCAGGGUGCGUCUGAGGCGGCGUCGACUGCGGCAGAGGGUGAUGAGGACGACUGGUGCGGCACCCAUCUCGACCAUGGCUGCUUGACGGGACUCACGUCUGCCAUGUUCAUCGACGAGAAGGAGGUCAACCCGGCGGUGCCAACAGCAGACUUGACAAGCCUCAACGGCGCCUCUCUGCCUCCUCUAGAGGAGCUGCCUGCCUCACCGGACGCUGCGGCUGGCCUCUACAUCAAGUCUCGAACGGGCGAGACAGUGCAGGUCAAGAUCCCUCGUGACUGCAUCGCGUUCCAGACGGGCGAGGCUCUGGAACGCAUCACGGCUGGCAAGUUCAAGGCGGUGCCUCACUUUGUGAGGGGGGUGAGGGCCAGCGUGAGUGAUGGGAGGGUAGCGAGGAAUACGCUGGCCGUGUUUACGCAGCCCAACCUUGGCGAGGAGGUUGACAUUGAACAGCACUUGACGUUUGGCGAGUUUGCCAGAGGCGUCGUGACGAAGAACACUGUGUCUUAGGCUGAACCCUUGGACUUAGGACAUAGUAAAUAGUAAAUAGCUGAAAUACGUUGUGACUGUGACGGGGGGGAUGCUGCCUUGGCUGAAGGCAGAUGGUCCUCUGGCACAAAUCUCGCUGCCAAUGACAAACACUCCAUGUGCCCACCCAUAUGAGUGAGUAGGCAAGUAGGUUACCAAGUUGUUGUUUCAGCCUAGAUUUCUGUCGAGCUGUUGUGCUGCACCCGUCGCUCCGGUUGUUGUCUGCGGUU